AUGGAGGGAAUUAAACCACCACCAACAAAGCAGGGCAAGAAUGAAGAGGCACUGACCAAGUAUGCCGCCUUUCUCUGUGGUCUCAUGGUUUUAGUUAUCGCCAUUCGUUGCUUGCGCAGUCGUUGUUUCACAUCUCCCCACUCGAAAACGUCGGCUUCAUUAUCGACUUACGGACGUAAGGCCUCUUUCGUGGUAUUCCAAAAUUUACAGAGACGGCUGCCAGCCUCAUGGUUUGGCCGACCUUCUUUGGGGUUCAUCGUAAUGAUCAGUGUCUAUCUUAUCGGCAAUGUCGCUUUCUGCUCAAGUAUGCUUGCGAUGCCUCAACUCUUGAAUCAUUGGGCUUCUCGAUUUGGGUGGAUGUGCGUUGGCAAUAUGGCGCUAUGUGUCUUUUUCGGCCUCAAGAACACGCCUGUGGGUCUCCUAGCCUCAGUUUCGCACAGCCAACUGAACAUCCUUCAUCGUGUUGUUGGUUACACAACUGUAUUUCUCCUCGCACUUCACGCCAUCGUUUACACGAUACAUUUCGGCCGCCAAGGUCGCUUGGUACAGUUGUUGAAGAAGGAGGACAUCGAGGGCAUGGGUGCCGGUAUUGCCAUGCUUGUCCUACUGAUGGGAGUGUUUAGACACAAGCACUACGAACUGUUCUAUGCUAGCCAUAUCAUGGGCUUCAUGGCGGUUGUGCUCUUGACAGCGCUGCAUAGGCCAAACUGGGCAAAGAAGAUCCCCACAGUGAUGCUCACCAUAUUUAGUAUGUGGACAGUGGACCGACUCAUACGGUUGAGCAAGUUAUUAUAUAACCUGGUCAACAACUCGGCGACAUUAUAUCCUCUUUCAUACAAAGGAACACGAAUAAUGCUCAGGAAGCCUGGUAUGGAAGACGCUUUACCUGGAUCGCACUGCUUUUUGUGGAUUCCGGGACUUCGAUUAUUUGAGACUCAUCCAUUCACUAUCGUCAGCAACGACUCCUCUGGUCUCGAGUUGGUCAUGAAAUCGCAUGAGGGCUUCACCAAAGCUGUCGGCACUUUUGCAAGGGUGAAUCCCAGAGCUACUCUAUCAGUAUCUAUCGAUGGGCCAUAUGGGUCACUGCCAGACGUGAACAACUACGAAAAACUGGUUCUUAUAGGUGGUGGAAGUGGAGCUGCAUUUACCUUUGGAGUCAUGAACCGUAUCAUGAUGCAGCGCGAAAAGCUUGCAAUCCAGUCUAUCGAGUUUGUAUGGGCUGUGAGGCACGUGGAGCAAUUGAGCUGGUUUCGCCGACAUUUGCGCGAUAUUGCGAACUCAGAAUAUCCCAUCAGUGUCAAUGUCUACGUUACAGGCGAACGGUCUGCAUCUGGGUCAGUAAAUGACGACAUCGACCCUCUAACAUCUCCAUGCGGAGCAGAAAGGGGAAUUCUGCUAAGAGAGGAUGCUUUCGACUACCAAACAAUCUCUGAGACUGACGAUUUAUGCGGGUUAACUGACGAUGAGCCGAAAUGCAACCCAUUAUUUGAGAAGCUAGACGUUGAUGAAACAGUUAGAACAGCUCUAGAAGCAUCAGCAAGUCAUGACCGAGUGUUAAUCUUAUCUUGUGGACCCAUGUCGCUCAUGGAUGCCGUGCAAGAUUCAGGAAGUAAAUGGCAGAAGAAACGGAAUAUUAGAAUAGACAUCCACUGUGAGGACUUUGGCGGCUGA
Molecule: messenger RNA, 1671 nt
Organism: Fusarium tjaetaba
Lineage: Eukaryota; Fungi; Ascomycota; Sordariomycetes; Hypocreales; Nectriaceae
Product: ferric-chelate reductase
Exons: 4
Coding region: 1-1671 (556 amino acids)
Biological process (GO): copper ion import; iron ion transport; intracellular iron ion homeostasis
Cellular component (GO): plasma membrane
Molecular function (GO): ferric-chelate reductase activity
Source: RefSeq, a predicted model, not a curated record